This is a messenger RNA of Anopheles funestus (African malaria mosquito), 4386 nucleotides long. RefSeq names its product ATP-dependent RNA helicase bel (gene bel). Gene Ontology annotation, molecular function: RNA helicase activity; RNA binding; ATP binding. Bases 871 to 3411 code for a protein of 846 amino acids. The record is from RefSeq and is a predicted model, not a curated record. Gene Ontology annotation, cellular component: nucleus; P granule. Lineage: Eukaryota; Metazoa; Arthropoda; Insecta; Diptera; Culicidae. The transcript has 4 exons. Gene Ontology annotation, biological process: gamete generation; cell differentiation.
CCUUCCGUUCUCUCACGUACGGUGCCGCGUUUCAUUCUCUCACUCCCCGUAGGUGAACCAAAAAUUCGUCGUGUGGUCUUACUCUUGCUAAUGGCUGCGGCCCGUUGGUGAGAAGCCUUGUCUUGUCUUCUUAGUCUUCUUUUAUCGGUUCUUCCGCUCGCCACGACGCUGCGUGUAGUCUCUCACUUACACCGCUUCAUUGAAACGCGCGAACACACGCACACACAGUAAAGCGGUGAGCCGGUGUAUUCGUCAAAUUGCAACGCUUUUCCACCGAUCGUCAGUAGAAGAGGCAACAUAGGCAGAAGAGGAGAGAUAAAAAAAAACAGAAGAAGCGGAAGCAGCAUCAGCUCAGUAGCAGCAGUAUCCAUUUCUUUCAUUUGUGUGUUACAAGUGUGUGCGUGUGUAUGUACCGUGUCUGGUGCAACGAAAUCAAAGAUAGCCGUGACACGACGCCCCGCGUGUAGUGUGUGUGUGUGUGUAUGUGCGCGCACUGAAAUUAGAAGAGUGAAAGCAGAGCAGAAAGUGUGCGGUGUGCGUGUGUGUGCAAGUGGUGGUGUAACCACGCCGUGAAAAGACAGAGGAAGAAGCAGAAAAAAAAACAAUUUGUGAAGCGAUAAAAUUACUACAAAUUAUUGUACUUUUGAAUUUGCACCUUUGGUUUAACAACUUUCUCGAAACACCGUGUAUACACGCUCAUGAGUGUUUGUGUGUGUGUGUGCUUAAAAGGAGUUACAAAGUGAAUUGAAAACAAACUGUUUCCGGUAAAAACUUUUUUUCUGUAAAGAACAAUUACACACUGCAACUAUUUGUGUCCCAAAACCUACGGUGGAAGGAAGACAACAAAACCAUACGAACGCUCACUGUAAUAUGAGUAAUGCUAUUAACCAAAAUGGUACAGGUCUAGAGCAGCAGUUUGCUGGUCUGGACUUGCAGCAGAAGCAGCAGCAACUUGGCGGCGGCGGAGGCAGCAACCCAGAAUCCGGAAUUCCUAAGCAUCCGGCCGGGCGGUACGUUCCACCGCAAUUGCGAGAAUGUGCUGAUAGUGGCGGCGACUUUCAACCCUCUGAAUCCGGUGCCGGCGGUAUACCAGUAAGCGGCGGCGGCGGUAUCGGAGGUGGAGGUGGCAGACGAGGAUUCGGUGGCGAUUCGAACCGGAAUCGUGGUGGUGGCGGUGGUGACUACGUACGCUACGGCGAUCGUGACUAUCGCGGAGGUGACUACAAUAGACGUAGCGGCGGUGGCGGCGGAGGUGGCCGCUAUCAGAACGAUCGACGCGGCGGCGAUUAUGGCAACUAUGGUCGAGGCGACCGGGGCUACAACAAUGGGCGCGACUUCCAGCGCGGCGGGGACCGCGGGGACGGAGGCUAUCAGAAUACUGAAGGUUACGGAGGCGACCGCCGGGAUAACUGGCCAGCGUACGGUGGUGGCGCUCGUGGUGGUCCGGCUGGUGGACCACCGGCCGGUGGCCGUGAUAGGCCGAUGGAUGGGCCACCACCACAAAACGAUCGCUGGCAGGAGCCAGGACCGGGCUCGAUGGGUCCGCCGGGACCGGGCAGUGUCGGUAGCGGUGGCGGAACGGGACCCGGCGAAGGUGGAGGUGGCGGCGCCGGUGGUCGAUCGUUCUACGAUCGGGGAACAAAUGGCGGGGGAGGCCGUUGGACGGGUGGUUCCGAUCGGCGCGACGGUCGAGGAGGUGGCGGAGGCGGCGGAGGAGGCUACGGAUCCGGACGUGGGCAGAUCGACUAUACGGUUCUCACCGAGCGGGACGAGCGUCUGGAGGCGGAGCUGUUUAAACACGGCAACACCGGUAUCAAUUUCAGCAAGUACGAAGAUAUUCCCGUGGAGGCGACGGGCGAUGACGUGCCCGGGCACAUCAGCAGCUUCGACGACAUUGAGCUGACAGAGAUUAUCGAGAAUAACAUAAAGCUGGCACGCUACGACAAACCGACCCCGGUGCAGAAGUACGCGAUACCGAUCAUUCUGUCGGGACGCGAUCUGAUGGCAUGCGCACAGACGGGAUCGGGCAAGACGGCCGCCUUUCUGGUGCCCAUCCUGAACCAGAUGUACAAGCAUGGGGCCGCACCACCACCACCGAACCGGCCGAUGAAUCGUCGCAAGCAGUAUCCACUGGGUUUGGUACUGGCGCCGACUCGUGAGUUGGCAACUCAAAUUUUUGAAGAAUCGAAAAAGUUCUGCUAUCGGUCGCGUAUGCGCCCGGCCGUACUGUACGGUGGUAACAAUACGCAGGAUCAGAUGCGCGAUCUCGAGCGUGGCUGUCACUUGAUCGUGGCGACACCCGGUCGACUGGAGGACAUGAUCGGGCGCGGAAAGGUAGGGCUGGAUAACAUCCGUUUCCUGGUGUUGGACGAAGCCGAUCGUAUGCUGGACAUGGGCUUCGAACCCCAGAUUCGGCGCAUUGUCGAGGAAAGCCGCAUGCCGGUGACGGGCGAACGUCAAACGCUCAUGUUCUCGGCCACCUUCCCGAAGGCAAUCCAGGAGCUGGCGAGUGAUUUCCUUUAUCGCUACAUUUUCCUUGCCGUCGGUCGCGUCGGCUCGACCUCGGUUAACAUUACGCAGACGAUCUUCUGGGUGGAGGAAAACAUCAAGCGAUCGCAUCUGCUCGAUCUGCUGUCGAACAUAACGGCACAGAACGACGACGAUGCCGAAAACUGUCUUACGCUGAUCUUUGUCGAAACGAAAAAGGCGGCCGAUUCGCUGGAGGAGUUCCUGUACAACCACAGCUACCCGGUCACCAGCAUCCACGGCGAUCGUACGCAGUCCGAGCGUGAGGAAGCGCUCCGUCUGUUCCGUUGCGGCCACUGCCCAAUUUUGGUCGCGACAGCGGUGGCCGCCCGUGGUUUGGACAUUCCGAACGUGAAGCAGGUGAUUAACUUCGAUUUGCCGGCCGAGGUGGAGGAGUACGUGCAUCGUAUCGGUCGUACCGGCCGUAUGGGUAACCUCGGUACGGCAACGUCCUUCUUUAAUGAGAAAAAUCGUAACGUUGCGAACGGGCUGGUGCGAUUGCUCGCCGAGACGGGUCAGGAAAUUCCCAGCUUCCUGGAGGAUAUGACCAAUAGCCGUGGAUAUGGUGGAAGCCGCCGCGGCAGGGUACAACGCGGAGGUGGUGGAUCAACGUUCGGAUCACGAGAUUACCGUCAGCAGAACAAUCCCCGUUCGGGUGGUGGACCGCGCGAUCAUCGCCCAAUGGGUGGUGGUGGUGGUGGCGGUGGCGGUGGCGGCUCCCGUGGUUACGGUGGCGGCGGUGGAGGUGGUGGUGGCGGCGGUGGAUAUGGUGAACGGGAUGACGGUUACGGACGCAACGGCAUUAGUGGAGGAAGCUAUGGCGGAAGCUACAGCAACAACGAUGGAGGCAACGGUGUCGACUGGUGGGGCGAUAGUGGUUACUGAGACGCACAACAGCGUCCAGCAACGCACACUACUAGCUACUACAUGCACCGUAACCAACCACGCUACGAAGUAGUCCCGGUCAGAAAAUAGCAUCAGCAACAGUAGCAACAGCAACAACAUAAAUAACACUUUGCUCUAAGUAAAUAAACACUCUCACGCGCAUUAUACACGAAAACACAAAUAAUACACUUGGAAACGUAUAACAAAUCUGCAUCAAUUCAUUAAAAUUCACACUAAAAACAGUGAACGGGAAGAAAUGAAUGUGUUGAGCGUAGAGGGAAGCAGCAGUGAAGAAAAUAAAUGUAAAACAUUGCUGCGUGGUAGAAGCAAGCCCCCAAGAGUAGCGAAAAGAUGGACGGCGCCAGGUAUAGAAGAAUAUGCAAGAGUCUCACUAAUACACUUCGAUCGCUCUGGAAGACGGUAGGACAAAUUGAGAAAGAAUAUCCGCGACUGGUACGCGCGGAUGAGGAAGCUUGUGUAUGUGUGUGUGUGUGUAGGUGUAUACACUCUGCGAAACAAUGGUAUUGUUCUCUUAUAAGGCAUGCUGAAGCCAGUGGAGCAGCGAACAGCAGUAAGCAGCAGAACUGUUAAACGAAUGAUAAUGGAGAGUGUUUAGCAAAGCAUAAUAGGCACAUAACCUUUUAUUUCUUCUUCUUUUUGCUGGAACAUUGUGUGGGCGCGAGCUUGCUAAUUAUGAAGAGAUCAAAUGUGAGAAUUCACUAGCGUAUGAAGAAAACAAAAUUGUCGGUGUGAGAAUAUAUAGGUAGUAGAGGAUCCAGCAGCAGCAACAACAACAAAAAAGUAGCUAAAACGACGGUAAUUGAUAACACGAUGUGGGCGCGAAAAAAAAAAACUUGGAAAACCCGAUGGCGCUUAAGUUAAGAAACGCAAAUUGUGUGUGAAAUUCUAUCGUAAAAUAUUGCAACAAACAACACAAAAAUGAAAAGAACUUGGCAGUGAGCCUCAACUAAUGAA